CAGCAUACCCAUCUCGAGAGCAGUAUGAUCUUGUUGCACAGAGUCUUGUUAAGAAACAUCCUUGCCUGAGAGAGCCUGGAUCUGUGAAGGGAUGGUACUGCUGGAAAUUCAGUUUAAAAUUUAAAAUGGGAAAUUACCGCAACAAGCUUCGUGUGUCUGGAUGCUCGGAGCUGAAAGUGAAUUGCCGAAAUUCAGGACCAAAACAGAAGCUUAAGAAAGCUAAAAAGGCUGAAGUCAGCUUUCUUCCAGAUAUUCCUGAAGGCAAAACCCAGAAUGUGCUGGAAGAGGAGAGGGCAGCCAUUGUUGCAGAGAUGAAGAAGAAGAGGGUCGAUUGGAAGAAAGUUACUGACAUGAUGGCCAGCACAUUCUCUCUGCGACGAAAAGAAAUAGUUGAACAACAACCACUUGUGGCAGAAGUGAAGGCCAAUUGGCCAGCUUUGUUCACAGAUAAACAGAUUGAAGCAGAAUUUGCUCGACUUACUUCCACUGACCUGUGGGACACGUUUGUUUCUGGGCUGGAUCAGUAUUUGGAAAGAUUCUUGCAGAUGUAUAGGGCCAAGAGUCACUGCAUUCAAACACUUAGCAGCCUCCUGUCUCUGCUUGAUGAUGAUAAUUCAGUUCAAAAGAAAAGGGCAGUCAUUCUUAGAGGCCUUCCGCAUUUUCUCAAGGAGGAUGCGUCAAAACUUCUAAAGACUGCUGAGACUACAGAGAGUGAGGAGCAGGUGGCAAAAGGAGUGAAUAUUGGUAUCUUGCUGAUACAAGAAGAGGAGGACGUCCUUGACUUUUCAGUGGUACUGGAAGAGCAGAUCGUCCUGAAUGGCAUUCGUGACUUCCCCCAUGCGGUAGCUAUGCUUGUUGGUCUGCUAUUUGCUCUUAAUAUUGACUACCCCAAGGAACUGCGCUACACCUUCGAGGUCAUUCAGAAGGUUCUACUGAACAUUGGGGGUGAACAGUGUUCUGCCAGGGUUCAUGGACUCCGAAACAGACUCUUGUGUAAAACUCUGUAGGUGGUAAAGCAGUCAGUGGAUAUGCUGUGUGUGCUGUGUAUACUCAAAAAUACAUGUGCUAAACUGAGCAUAAUAUUUCUUCAGAAAUAUUAGAGACCACAUGAAAAGUUCUGUAUAAUUCAAUUGAUCAGGUGUAAAUAGGUUAGAGUGGUUUGAAGAGAUUAAUCAUAGAGUAAUUUACAGACUUAGAAAUUAUUUGAUUGUCAUGGUAGUUUUGUUUGCUAUCCAUACCUACCAUAGCUGAUAUUUAUGUGGUGUAAUAUCUUUUAUUUAGUUAGACCUUAGGGGUU
This is a messenger RNA of Pygocentrus nattereri (red-bellied piranha), 1297 nucleotides long. RefSeq lists its product as uncharacterized. The coding region runs from base 126 to 1007 and encodes 293 amino acids. The record is from RefSeq and is a predicted model, not a curated record. The transcript is spliced from 4 exons. NCBI's taxonomy places the organism in Eukaryota, Metazoa, Chordata, Actinopteri, Characiformes, Serrasalmidae.